Messenger RNA from Aspergillus steynii IBT 23096, 1254 nucleotides. Its product is annotated as DUF3632 domain-containing protein. The transcript has 2 exons. The coding region runs from base 113 to 1000 and encodes 295 amino acids. NCBI's taxonomy places the organism in Eukaryota, Fungi, Ascomycota, Eurotiomycetes, Eurotiales, Aspergillaceae. The record is from RefSeq and is a predicted model, not a curated record.
GACUAAUUUCAGUGCUGCUUCUCACAUGCAUUGACUACAGAACAUUUUCCUGGCCCCUCCAUUGUCAUCGGCCUUCCAUCCUGCCCUUUCCAUCCCGGCGUAUUACAACAUCAUGCCUCCAGUCCACCUUCAAAUCGAAGACGACGACCCUCCCUCGUUCUACCUUACAGUCCACUCUAUCGUCGACCCUGCCAUUCAACCUGCUUCCUCUACCUCUGCCAGGGAUACAGCCCUUGCCCUGGACUCUCUGUACCUCGAGUACACGCGCGCACAUGUGGACCGUGACGCAGAAGGCUUUCUCUGGGCGUUUUGGGAUCUUAUGAACGUUUUCGCGCGGCAGGUUCCUCACGACAGCAAACAACAAGAUGCCCUAAUAGCGAUCAUCCAUGAGCUGGUUCGGUUACCGCCUAAGCCGCUCAAAUUAGACAACGGAGGUGAGUAUCAGCAAUGGGCCGAUCUGGCUUUUUGGGGCACCGCUUUCCCAGAAACUUGGAAAUCCGAACUCGGCCCCUAUUCCGAUGCGCAGAAGAAACAACGCUUCCUCAAUCUACAAGCUUACGCGGCCCGGAUCAUGACCUUCGCGCCCAUCCACAUGGAAUCAAACGCCAUCUGGACACUAGAAGACGCUGUCGAAGGCGCAAUCAUCCCCGUCCGCGGCAGUCCAGACCUUGUCUCCGAGGAUCCGCUCGCUAUCGAGGAUCUUCCGUACAAAGUAGCACUGGCGGCGGUGUGGAUUAUCCAUGCGGGCCAUGUGUUGUAUGGCAGGGACGAGGAGAUCUAUGGUACACAGGGUGGUCCGCUAUACAGGCUGCCGAAGAAGGAGGCGAGAGUCUUAAGAAAGAAGUCAAUAGGCACGCAGGGGCUAUGUAUGGAGCGGUGGCUGCUGUGGAAGAAACAGUUUGGAGUGAUUCGGGAUUGUGAGGACGUUGAUGAUGAGACGAGAGGUAUUGCUGGAAAGGCUGUGGUGGCUAUGGAGAGGGCUGAAAAUGAAGCUACAUAGUACGGGAGUUAAAGCAGUCGCAUUGCCGAACAACCAAUCAAAAAAUCAACCACGUCUUCUGCCAGCGCUUAACUCGACUGCACACUGGUGGCAUAUAGAACAAAAAAGGAAAGCAAAAACAAAAAGAUAUGACAAGAGUGGGAUUCGAACCCACGCCCCUUUCGAGACUAGGAAUAUUCGGGUGAAUAUGUGAGAUCAGGUACCUGACCCUAGCGCCUUAGACCGCUCGGCCAUCUUGCCUUGAUUGGUGAAAG